CGACAAAUAGAUACCAAUUCAAUGCCUUGGCAUUUGGCAAUAUACGAGUAUAAUAUAUGCCCAUCCCUGGCCAGCCAAUCACAUAUUUUCUAAAUCAUCAUCAACUACCCGAAAUAAAUUCAAGAUUCAACUAUACCCUCCCCAGCCAAUCACUAUAUAUAUUAUAUUAUGCUGAUGAUCGAUAUAAACUUCAUCCAUUUCCGUAGAAUUAAUGUACGAAAAAGAGAAAGGUUUGAAUUAUAUUUAUAUACAAGUAAAAUAUAAUACUGGAAGCUAAGGAUCAAAUUUCUUUCAAUUGGAUCAGAUUGAUAAUGGCAGCUCCAUUAGGUUGUUUCCCCAGCGGUCUUUCUCCUCCUGGUUUUCCGUCGAGCGGAAACCCUAUUUCUAAGCCGCCAAACUCUGCUAAAAGCUUUCUCAUCGCAAAUGGUGUCGGAAGUUACAACCAUCUUUGCUCUUCUUCACUUCUUGAAACUGCCAAAAGUUUGGACAGUAGUCAUCAUGCUGUACCUAAGAGAGGUCUAGUUGUGCGCAUUGGCAGCGGAGCUGGUGUCGAACCUGCUGCUGGAUCUUUCCUCGACCCCGAUCCGAUAAAGGGUUGGCUGAUAGGGCUUUUGCUAUCUGCGGUUGUUCCAUUUUUCCGUCACAAAUUUGGGUCUCUUAUGCAAAUCAGAAAUUCUAUAGAACAGGUGGAAGAAGUGGUCCAUGGCUUAGAGAAGGUGGCGGAGGUGGUGGACAAAGUGGCUGAAGAAAUAGGCGGGACUCUUCCUGACGGAAGUUUAAAAGAAGCGGUGGCGAUGGUGGAACGUGCGGCGGAGAAAGCCGAUAAGAGCGCCGAAAAUUUAGGAGAGUUAAUUGAUAAGGUGGAAGAAUUGGGAGAGAAGGUGGAGGAGCGCGUGGAGUCUUUGGUGGCAUUGGCGCGCCACCAAGCUAAAGAACAUACUCCUCACAAACCUGCCAGAGUGGACAAUUUAUAAAUGAAAUUUAUUACGUAGUAUUUUCGCAAGAAAACAUCAAAUUAAAUACUCCUUCCUUCGAAAUAUUUUUAUUUGUGCGUUUUCAUCUCAUCACUGAAUUUGUGUUAUAUAUACUUGAUCAUGUGCAUAUCUUAAAGGUUGAAACUCAUUUAUAAUGUAAUUUUAAGUCCAGUCUUUACGUUCCAACCAC
Messenger RNA from Cuscuta europaea, 1164 nucleotides. NCBI's taxonomy places the organism in Eukaryota, Viridiplantae, Streptophyta, Magnoliopsida, Solanales, Convolvulaceae. The record is from the annotation of a GenBank genome assembly.